AUGUGGGGCGGGCUGCAGCCCGCGGCGGGCGGCGGCCGCCAGGCGGGCCCGGAUCCGUGUCCCGUGGGAUGGUUCCCUGGCGCUGAGGCCCUGUGGCAGCCGCCGAGCGGCCCCGGCAGGAGGCUCAGCGUGGCCUCCGACAGCGGCGACACCGGCAUCGGCACCUCCUGCUCCGACAGCCUGGAAGAUCACUCAACUUCAAGCGGUACCUCCUCGUUCAAGCCCAGCCGGUCCCUGCUUUCCAUCCCCACCGCCCAUGUGAUGCCGUCUAAUGCCAGCCCUUCGCUCUCCAAGCACCGGGAAGCCGUCAAGUCGGAAGGCUCAAAAUGGAGCACGAGCUUCAUGCGCUCGGGAGGAGGCAGGAAUCAGAGCAUCCUGGACACUUCCCUGGACAUGAAGGACGCGAGGCCCGUGCGGAAAUGGUCCUCGCUGUCCAAGCUGAGCUCGCCGGGCGCCUGCGGCCAGGACGAGAGCGGCCGGCCGGCGGAGCCGCGGGCCGGCGCGGACAGGGCGCCGAGGAGCAGCGCGCCGGGCUGCCUGCACGACAGCAUGGAGCUGCUCCAGCUGGAGGACAGGGACGCGGGCAGGAGGCGAGCCUCCCUGCUCGACUGCAAAUACAAAUUCGAGUCGUGCAGCAGAGACGACUUGGUGGUGCCCGAUUGCUCGAGCAGGAGGCCUGCCUUGGAGCUGAGCUACAGUGCCUUACCCGAGAGCGCGUGCGCCGUGGGGCCGGCGUGCGGCGCCGUGGGGCCGCCGGCGGUGAGCGGGGCGCCGCUGCAGCCCGCGCUCAGGACCCAGCUGUGGCUCAAGGAGCAGCUGCGCGCGGCCGGAGCGCGGCCCGAGCGCGGCGCCGCCGAGGAGCCCUGCGGCCCGGCCCCGUGGCAGCCCCGCGCCGCGCCGCAGGUGCUGACUGGAACAUCUCGGCAGAGCUACCCAGCUGCCAGCUACCAGGACUUCAGCAACUGGGAGUCCCUAAUGAAGAUAAAAGAAGGGCUGCUGAGGCAGAAGGAGAUUGUCAUCGACCGGCAAAAGCAGCAAAUUAACAGUUUACACCAGAAGAUAAGGGAAAAUGAAUUACGAGCUCAGCAUGCAAGACUGAGCCAUCUUGUGAACUGUGAAGAGCCCUACAUGACAAACUUGCAGCCACCACAGUAUGAGAGUGCAUCGUUGCAACCUCAGUUUGCAGAGAGAUCAGCGUCACACCUGGAAGAGCUCGAGCGGAAGGUGGCAGCAGCCGAGAAUAAGGAGCUGCAGCUCAGUGAAUUUCUGAAGCAAAUCUCAAACAAAUCUAGUGAGGAGAAGAAGAAGAUGGAAGAGAAACUUAAAACUAGAGACCGAUAUAUUAAUAGCUUAAAAAAGAAAUGCCAGAAGGAGUCUGAGCAAAACAAAGAGAAACAGAGGCGGAUCGAAACCUUAGAAAAAUACCUGGCUGACCUGCCCACGCUGGACGAUAUAGAAGGUCAGACUAAGCAGCUGCAAAUUCUAGAGGAGAAGAACAAGCAACUCCAGGAAACCCUGAGCGAGUUAGAAAAGAAGCUCGGAGAGGCCCGAUCGCAGUGCAGAGAGAGGGAGCUGCAGCUGGUCUGUCAGAAGAAGAAGGAGAAGGAGCUGGUCACCACCGUGCAGAGCUUGCAGCAGAAGGUGGAGAAAUGCCUGGAAGAUGGAAUUCGCCUCCCCAUGCUGGACACAAAGCAGCUGCAGGAUGAGAACCAAAGUCUCAAGGAAAAGAAUGAGAAAGCCAGUAAGAUCAUAGACAAUCAACAGAAUCAGAUAGCUGGGCUGAUUUUAGACUUGCAGUCUACGCAAGAGAAACUUUUGCAAGAAAAGCUGGCAGUUCAGAAGAUGACAGAUGAACUUGAAGAAAAAGAAACGAACAUUGAGCGAUUAAAUAAAACUCUCUUUGAACUCCGGGGCCUGGCGGAGGAGAACGCGGCUCUGCGGGAGCGCGUGCGGCAGGCGGAGCAGCCCCGGCAGCCGGGUGCCGAGAGGCUGCCCGUGGCCGAGCAGCUCUUCCAGGAGAUGUCCCACUGCCUGCACGACCUGAAGGCACUCUGCAGCAUCCUCACGCAGCGAGCGCAGGGCAAGGAGCCCAACCUUUCCUUGCUGCUGGGAAUCAGAUCCCUGAACUGUUCAGCUGAAGAGAAUGAAAACUACCACAGCACCGAAACCCUUUCGAAGAAGCUCUUGGAUGUCUGUCAGUUGCGCAAGGACAUCGAUGAGUUAAGGACUAUGAUGUCGGACCGCUACGCUCAGGACAUGGGGGACAACUGCAUUACUCAAUGACAGCAUUUCAGCUGGCAGCAAAUGACUUAUUAAAGGUUGCUGUGUCACAGGUCUUUGCAUUUCUAUUAAGGAGCCAUAUUGGAGGACUGCAAGCAGAGCUGCUGCUCGUGCACGUCUCUGAGGCCUGUGCCCGUGGGGAGUGUGGGGAGCCGGGCGGGAGGGGAGAGGCAGCGUUUGAAUGGAGUGGUGCAAGCUACAAGGAGUCUCUCUGCAAACUACUGAAUGUAGGAACAAGCUGUGAAGAAUGUUUCAGUGGGACAUUUUGUUUCCGUCCCUAGGACUGAUUUUAUUGCUUCACUGUUUCCUGGAAAGAGUGUUGAAAUCGCCAGUUUGCCACUACUCUGUCCUUACAUUUCAAACCUUGAUUGGAGGAAUCACCUGUAUCCUGAAAUAUGAGGAAAGGGUCAAAGGACCUAGAGCUGUAUGAGGUGAAGCCAGAGGCUUCAGCGACUGCACUUCAUGCUAGGAAUUGCAAUUGGAAUAAUCCUAGAGCACUGCAAGCAGUAGUUAUUCUUUAAAUCGCCUAAAGACCUUGCUAGAGGAAAGCUGUCUUUCAGCACCAGUAGCUGAAGCGAAAGCAGGUUUUAACUUCUUUAUGUGCAUGAAGUUCAUCACAUGCAGGACAGACAAAUCUGCGUCCUGCUUUAAGGAGUUUCAGAAGUACGGAGUCUGUCACAACCCCAGAGAAGCUGGGAGGAGAAAAAAUCAUGGCAUAGGAUGUGGCCAUCAGAAAAGGAGUAGAUUGUGUCUUAGUGUUCAUACCAUGCAUUCUCUUCUUUAUGUAUACCAUGCUUGCUUGCUUUCUCUUCUUUGUCUUAUUUGUAUGCAUUUUAAGCUGUGGCUAGUCUGUCUAUGCAAGGCUCUGUGCCCAAAGGCCUCUGCUGAGGUGGAGCAGCCUCCACUGCUUUUCACGUGAGCUGUGAAAUGGGUGUUCGACACCUGGCAAAAUCCGGGCUUAGAGCAGAAUGUUUCCGCUGACCAGUGUUGAAUGCUCUGUUAUCCGAAGACUGCAAGUUUCCCACGUUAUUUGGGAUUUUUCACUUCUUCUGUGUUUGUGGGCAGAGAUCACAGUUUAAAAGGAGGUGGGAACGUAUCCGCAGCGCAUUGCGCGAGCGUCGCUCCGCGGUGCCCCUCGCUCCUGUGGGGAGCAGCAGCCCCUCUGCGCGCCCCACAGCGCCGGCCGUGGGCCCCACAGCAGCGCUUCCCUGGAGGAAACAAAGGGCCACAAGGAGCAAAACCACCCUUAAGCCAAGGAAAAGCCAUGAAAAGCCAUGGGCAUCGACUCCCUGUGAUGUUUGGAGACAGGCUGGAGGGGCUGAGGUGCUGCUCAGUGGUCAGCUGUCCUGCAGAGCUGGCACCAGCAGAAAGCUCCAUUACGAAGCCAGGCGGUUAGGACUAAGUAAACAGAGA
Molecule: messenger RNA, 3693 nt
Organism: Nothoprocta perdicaria
Lineage: Eukaryota; Metazoa; Chordata; Aves; Tinamiformes; Tinamidae
Gene: CEP85L
Product: centrosomal protein 85 like
Exons: 13
Coding region: 1-2283 (760 amino acids)
Cellular component (GO): centrosome
Source: RefSeq, a predicted model, not a curated record